This is a messenger RNA of Macadamia integrifolia, 2751 nucleotides long. RefSeq lists its product as uncharacterized. NCBI's taxonomy places the organism in Eukaryota, Viridiplantae, Streptophyta, Magnoliopsida, Proteales, Proteaceae. Gene Ontology annotation, biological process: cell surface receptor signaling pathway. Bases 612 to 2612 code for a protein of 666 amino acids. Gene Ontology annotation, molecular function: protein binding. The transcript has a single exon. The record is from RefSeq and is a predicted model, not a curated record.
GAGUAAAGACUACAGACUAAAGAGUAAGGACCAAGCUGCGGCCUGGCCUGGGGGUUAUAAAACAAGAGAAGAGGGAAGAGGAGAACUCGUUUGACCUCGUCGACUCACAGGCACCUAUCAUAGACCCAAUCCACACCUCUCCUGCCCUCUCAGGUUCAGGCAGCACCAAACCCCUCACCACAACCGCCGCCGCCACCACCACCUUCUUGACCCUGGAAACUGGAAAGACAAAUCAAAUUCCGGUCUUUUAUGGAGACCGCUCUACUGCUUUUUCUCAAUCUUUAAGCAAAAUUCAUCAAUUCUCCUAUUUCUCCCGUCUCUCAGGCAACAAGAAGAAGAGGAAGAAGAAGUAGCAGCAGCAGCUAUAUAUAGAUACCACAAUCCCUCAGCCAGAGAGGGAGAGAGAGACACCCAUCUUUCCUCUCUUCCUCGUCCCCCUCUGUUCUCCUUUAAACAGUUCUGGUUUAUUUUUUCUUCCAUUUUUUUUUUCUUUUUUUUUGUGAAUUCUCUUUCUUUCUUUUUGUCGCUGGGGAGGGGUGCACAACCUUUUUGGAUUGAUCUGUUAUUGAUUUGAUCUUCGAUCACCUUGGGAGUUUGUGUCCGCUGCGGCCAUGACUGACCUCGUAAAGCAGAUCCUGGUAAAGCCGAUCCAAUUGGCGGACCAGGUGACCAAGGCCGCCGAUGACGCCCACUCCUUCAAGCAGGAGUGCGCGGAACUUAAAUCCAAAACCGAGAAGCUCGCGGCCCUCCUCCGCCAGGCCGCCCGUGCCAGCAACGACCUCUAUGAGCGCCCAACUCGCCGCAUCAUCGAUGAUACAGAGCAAGUCCUGGACAAGGCCCUCGCCCUCGUCUUCAAGUGCCGCGCUAAUGGAAUCAUGAAGCGCGUCUUCACCAUCAUUCCCGCUGCCGCCUUCAAGAAGAUGUCAGCCCAUCUCGGAAAUUCCAUUGGUGAUGUCUCCUGGCUCCUCCGUGUCUCUGCGUCCGCAGGCGACCGUGACGACGAAUAUCUCGGCCUUCCCCCUAUCGCUGCAAACGAGCCCAUCCUCGGCCUCAUCUGGGAACAGAUCGCUACCCUCCACACUGGAUCCCUAGAGAACAGGUCCGACGCUGCCGCUUCACUCGUCUCCCUCGCUCGUGACAACGACAGAUACGGUAAGCUCAUAAUCGAGGAAGGUGGGGUGGUGCCCCUCUUGAAGUUGGUAAAAGAAGGCAAAUUGGAAGGCCAGGAGAACGCUGCCCGUGCCAUUGGACUCCUCAGCCGCGACCCGGAGAGCGUUGAGCAUAUGAUGCACGCUGGUGUCUGCUCAGUGUUUGCGAAAAUCCUCAAAGAAGGUCACAUGAAGGUUCAGGCCAUGGUGGCCUGGGCAGUGUCUGAACUUGUUGCCCAUCACCCCAAAUGCCAGGAUCUUUUCGCCCAGAACAAUAUAAUUCGACUGCUCGUUAGCCAUCUCGCCUUCGAGACCAUUCAAGAACACAGUAAAUAUGCUGUGACCAGUAACAAACCUGUGUCCAUGUCCAUCCAUUCGGUCCUAAUGGCUAGUAAUCAUCCCAAUCACCACGAUAACAGCAGACCCCCCGCCUUGAACAAUCACCAACCCAAUGAAGACGAGAGUCAGAUCCCUCACCCAUUGAGUCGCCAACAGCCGAACCAGAUGCAUAAUGUAAUCACAAACACCAUGGCUGCAAGAAAAGUAUCGAAGCCACACCAACCGCAAGCUAACAAUGCCAACAACAGUCACCAAACAAACCAAGUCAAAAGCUCAAAACAAGAUCACCAUCAGCAGCAGCAGCCUCAUCAUCACCCUCAACACAUCUCUCUGGCCGGGGGUAGCAUUAAAGGAAGGGAAUUUGAAGACCCAGCCACCAAGGACAAUAUGAAGGCCAUGGCAGCCAAAGCCCUUUGGCACCUCGCCAAGGGAAAUUCUGCCAUUUGCCGGAGCAUCACCGAGUCCAGAGCGCUCCUUUGCUUUGCGGUCCUCUUGGAGAAAGGCCCAGAUGAGGUCCGAUACAAUUCAGCUAUGGCGUUGAUGGAGAUUGCCGCUGUCGCCGAGCAAGACGCUGAACUUAGACGGUCUGCGUUCAAGCCCAAUUCUCCUGCUGCCAAGGCCGUCUUCGACCAGUUACUGAGCAUCGUAGAGAAGGCUGAUUCGGACCUCCUUGUACCCUGCGUCCAGGCCAUGGGCAACUUGGCAAGAACUUUCCGAGCAACCGAGACGAGGAUCAUUGGGCCACUCGUGCGAUUGCUUGAUGAAAAAGAAGGGGAUAUUUCCAGGGAGGCUGCCAUUGCGCUCACUAAGUUUGCCUGCGAUGAGAAUUACCUAAAUGUUGACCACUCUAAGGCCAUAAUCGACGAAGGAGGAGCGAAGCAUCUAGUUCAGCUUGUGUAUUUCAGCGAACAGAUUGUGCAGAUACCGGCAUUGGUUCUGUUAUCCUACAUUGCGUUGAAUGUACCAGACAGCGAGGCACUUGCGCAAGCGGAAGUCCUUACAGUGCUCGAAUGGGCGUCGAAGCAGGGGUACAUGAUGCAAGAUCCCAUUGUUGACACGUUAUUGCCAGAGGCCAAAGGUAGGUUGGAGCUCUACCAAUCCAGAGGUUCAAGGGGAUUCCAUUGAUUCAAUGUGCAGAAAGUACAAGACUGCAAUUUUUGUCUUUUUUGUCACUUUGUCACUUCUCAUGGAAUGUAAAUCCAUUUAGGUUUUCUGGGUCGUCAGAAAAAACCCCAUGAGAUCAAAGUUUCAUAUUCAUCUUUUA